Molecule: messenger RNA, 6579 nt
Organism: Linum trigynum
Lineage: Eukaryota; Viridiplantae; Streptophyta; Magnoliopsida; Malpighiales; Linaceae
Source: the annotation of a GenBank genome assembly
CCCUAGCUCGAGUCAUUGGCCCUUCAACUUGAGUGUGUUUGGCUUUGAUGACCUCAUCAAUUUUUAUUUGGGUACUCAGUCGAUGCGGGCUAGCACAAUAUGAGACAAUUAAUGACACGAGACGAGUAUGUAACACACUAACUUUUGAAUCCAUAUUCGCCAAGAAAUAAAUAUACGAUUUAUGGGUCGAUGAUUCAGUACAAAAAACUUGAAUCAAAUCUAACUAAGUCUAAUGACCAAUACACAAGCAAUAAACACGCUACCCCAACCCAAAUGAUCCUCACCCCACUCUUUUCCCUCUAUCAUAAAGCUCCACUAAAUGAGUGGACAGACUUCAUUAAUUGGGAUCAUGGUAGGUGAUGGAGGAUUGAGUUCACGUGAAUAUUAAUGGGGAGGGAGGCCUUGUCCAUUGUUUUGCAAUUAAAUGGCCAAGUGGAAGUCCGGCCAGGAGGAGAGCACAAAGAGAGGGACGAAUUUUAUUUACUUGACUCCAUCUCCAUUCUUCCUCCUUGCCACUGUCGGUGGACAAAAAAGAGUCGGGCGAAGUUGGGAGACCGAUGCAUCCAAGAAAAGGGAUAUAUGCAUCUAAGGAUGAGCGUGCAGUAGGAGCUACGACCAGAAGUUGGUUGCUUGAGGUUGGAGGCUGCUAUCAACAAGCUUCAUCGGCGACACAAGUUGACGGGAAUUAGUUGUUGCGGGGAAACGUCGAAAUAAGGAGGUAAGCGUCAUAUGUUUCAUUCGUCUAGAAUGAUGAUGGGUAGUUCAAUUCAUGAAAUGAAUUUCUAUGUAUAUACAAGGGGAGCUAGACAAAUGAGGUGGCAGUAUCAGAAGCGGAUCGAUCUUGACAUGACAGGGAGAAAUCACACGUGGGUGUGAAGGUAUCUCGUAUUCAACUUAACUGCUAUUCAGUGUUGUGGAGACUUCUAGGGGCGUCGCGCUAUUGAUGGCAUGGACUUGAACAAAGGAAUUGAACAAAGGUGACUGAUUCUGAAGGAGGUAUGUGGCUUGGACUUUAGUACGAGACAUUCAAACAACUAGAUAUUAAUUGAAGUUUGGACGGGGUCAUGGAGCAUUUUAUGAUUAUUUAUGUAUACACACACAUAAUUUCCAAGUGGGGAAAGAGACACGUACAUGAGUUGCAAAGAUUAAAUUAGAUGGAUAUGGACAUGAUGAUAUUUGUUUGGACUUACAUGGACUAUUUAACUCAUGGAACCAAGUACCUUAUUAUUGGUAUUAAAGGGAGCUCUUAUUAGGUACAUGGAAACUUAUCACUAGAAAGUGGAGCAGCUUGUGGGAUUGAAUGAAGGGAGUCGAGAGGGAAAAACGAGAGUUGAUGGUUGUUAGUUAAACGAUAAGAUGAGUGGUUUAAGGGGGUAAAAUCUACGCUUUACGUAUUUCAAGUAUUUGCCUUACGAGUUUUAAGUAUGUACUUUGCGUGAAUGUAUGACAACGUUGAUUUAUGUCGUGAUUGAUGAUAUAUGCUCUAUUUGAGUUAUGUUUGUGAAGUGUAUAUGAUUAUUUGAGCUUUCAAUCUUGAAGCUUUUAUAUUUAUGUUUAUUUAUUGAAGUUUUUCUGAUCUUUAAAGGUCAACAUUUAAGAGGUAUUUAACUCCUAAUUAAAUUAGGUUGAAAAGGUUUAAAGGUAGUUCACUAACGACAAUCCCCCGCCCCAAUUAAAGUUUAAAGGAAGAGCAAGUUUGAUCUUAAGAAACAUGUGGAUGAAUCACUUAUACAUCACAUGAAGUUUAAAGGAAGAGUAUGAUAUACUCUUAAGGUUUAUGGGGUUGAAUCGAUUACUCUCAUAAAAAGGUUUAAGGAUAGGCCUAUGUUGGCCCUCAUACGUAUGAGUUGGGCAGCUGGACUAGUUAGUGAGGAGAUCCCAAUGUCGGUCAAAGAUUUAAGAUUUUGAGGGUGGCGAGUAACUCCAAAUCCCACAUUUUUAAGAGUUAAAGUUUAAAGGGUGGAAGUAUAAAUAACUUCCAUAAGUUUUGAGGUGAAGACUUAAGGGAAUACUCGUAAGUGCUUCAAGUUUAAGUAAUGGCGUAGACUGACCCCGACCCACUCACCAGGUCGUAGAGGAGGAGCUAGAAAGCACCCAGUUGAGGAGCAUCCAGCGAGAGAGCAGGCUACCAAAGGAGGACCACGUGAGCGAUACUGAGGAUGGAUGACCACGGAUCGGAGUAAGAAGUGUUUGCGACCUUUAGUUAUUUGCUUUAUUAUUAUGAGUAGUGAGUAGAGAUUUAAAAGAUUAAGACUUUAUAGAUUGAGGUUUGUCCAAAUGUUAGGGCUUUGCUUUUGAAUUAUAAGAGUUUAUUUUCAGUAUUGGUAUCUUGGCACAAUGUUAUUCUUCCUUUCAAAAAAUUAAAUAUGUUCCGGAGAAAAACUAUUAUUUCAAGGUUUUAGAGAACGGAAUGUGACAGAGUAUAAUCACGAAAUAUAUAGUUCAGUCUGGUGUCGAGCCUAAAUUUCAUGAAACGAACAUGAGCACAACCUAUAAGUGGGUCUUUCUGGUAUAAGCACAAAUACUUACUUGAUCGCCGGAUUGUUACGGGCUAGCAUGACACGAGACGUUAGUGUACAAACAAGAAAUAUAUAGUUCAGCCUGGCAUCAUCUAUUCCGAAUAGAUGUUGCAUGUGCAAAAAUGUGGAGGAAUCUAGCGAUCACUUAUUUUUGCAUUGUCAAUUUGCAUCAAAGUUGUGGUAUUACUUUCAGCUCAUGUUCAAUAUCGUAGGUCCAUUGCCACAAAGAUGUGAACUUUUGUGGACAGAAUGGUAGUUCUUAACGUUCAUGGAUAACUCAAUCAAUCAUAUUAUGAUGAUUCCACAUGCCAUUUUAUGGCAAUACACGGAACUUUCGGGACGAAGUUCAUAGCAGCUCUCAGAUUCAAUCUCGACUUGUUUUCCUUCUCAUAUAAUGGACAACUAUAAAGGACCUGAAGGGAGGUAAUACUGGGAGGUUUCUCGAACUCCUUCAUGACAACACUAUUGUUUUUCCAUUUAGACGACAUAACUAAACUAAAAUUAUUAUAGAAUACAACACACAAAUAAUGAAUUAUUUUUCUUAUAAUAUUAAUUUAAAUAUUAUAUGUAAUUACUACCAUAAAUAUAAAUGAUCGAACAAUUAUAAAAUAGAUGAAGGUCAAAUCACUCCCCUCAUACUUAAAUUUCUUCUUCCCUUUAUUUGUUACUUUUUUCAAACAUUCUAAAUUAAUAGUUUCAUUUCCCGUCUGAUUUUCUCCUUCAAUUUCAUUGACUUUUAUCUUCUUCCUUUUCAUGAAGCAUGACAUGAGAAUGUGUAAGUACGACAAGAUUCAAACCAUCCUCAACCCCCAGGUUGGGCUGAGCAAAUUUUAAAAAUGAGUUACCCAAUACGGCACGACAUAAACGAGCCUGAGGCGUGGUCAUGUUGUACCAGUCCAAGCACGACCCAAUACCCAGGUACAUGGACAUCUCAUCAAGCUUGAAACUUUUUCCAUGGAGUACAUGUACUUUAGACUCUUUUCUUAAUCAUUUGGCUGUUUAUAUUCCUGUGGAACAAAGUUUAUGUUAUGAAUCAUUCUAUUUUCCUCAUACAACCAUGAAGGGCAUUGUCUAAUUCCUACGACUGAUAGAACAUUUUACAGGUACUCAUUUCAAUUCUCAAGGGUACCAUUGAAUCUCAAUAAAUUUGAGUCAUUUUCUUUUCAAUAAUUUGCAAAGAUUAUGUGAAAAUACAUGUAGAAUUUGGUUCAAAUUUCUCAUUUUCUAUGCUGUAACAUCUUAGUGUUCCUAGCAUACAAGACAUCAACGUUGAGCACUAAUGCACUAUCCAACCAACUAUCCCUGGUUGGCAAUAUCCACUUCAAGUUUCGUGCAACGAUACGACUGACCCUUUCGAUUUUAAAAGCACCAGUAUAUUUCCCAAGCAAUUCAUUCCUUCCACAUAUCAAGCUGUUGCCGAUAGCCCAACCUCGCCGCAACCUUUUCCGGCGGCGGCGGGAAAGUUGCAUUCAUGUUUGGGCCUUUGGGGUCAUGGUUGGGGGAUGGGAUUAGGUGCUAAUCAUUAUAGGGGUUAGCACCGUGAUAACUAGCAAAAAACACUACUAAAAAUAACGAAAUCACUACGAAUUAUUAUAAAAUCAAUACAACAUCUAAGCUAAAUCACUACUAAUUCAAACUAGUAGUAGUUUUUCCCUUGGUUACAAUAGUUAGCACCGUAACCGCUCCCCAUGAUUGGCCAUUUGGACGACCGACAAAGGACACGUGGCGUAACGGGUUUCAGCCAUGGGGGUGGUCUUGGACAGCAACUGGGAUUCGAUCAGAAGGAAAAGUAUCAAUAACACUCCAACCCCAGCAACCGAAUCCCCAUUAUAAUAUUGAUGAUCUUUUCAUCGAGCAAGUCGUUCAUUCCAAGAUACUCUGCUUCAGUGGCCAUCAGAGCACUGCAAAAGGAGACAACCGUUUCACAAACUUGCAAGCCACCAUCAUUGUAAAGAAAAUGGCGGAUCUGCAACGACUUCCAGUUGAAGACUGCUGAGUUUUCUCCUUCUCUAAGGGGCUGGUGAAGGAAAAAGAAGUUGGACUUUGGACAAUGAAGAAAAGCAACUCCUGCAUUCAUUCAACCUUAUCAAUACAAUCUAUAUGCUCAACACUCCGAAGGACUGUGGUUACAAUAUUUGAAUGUUUACAAUUCUAGGGUAAAUACCUCGGUGAUGACUCGGUAUUUGCACAUGUUUUCCCCUUUGUUUCUUGAUUGUUUGAGCUUGAAUUAUUGCGUCUUUGGCCUAUUUUAUGCUAGGUUGUAUUCCUUUGUCCCAUUUCAGGUCCUAGCACAUAAAGUGAAGCAUAGGCGCAAGUUUCAAGUCAAUCAGAGAUCAAUUGACGAUUCGAGAGAAGAAACUCGGGCAUGAACUGAAGAAGAAUGGAUUUCUACCUCACUUUAUGGACAAAGAAUCAUGCAAGCUUGUUAUGAAACGAAAGAGGACGAGACUACGAGCGUCUGGGAUCAAACGGCGAUUGAUUCGGAGUCCGGACGAGGGAGAAACGAAGCGUUAAACAGAGGCUGAGCAAGCUGCACGGGCAGACCAGGGAGGCUGCACGGCCGUGCACGUGAGCAAUAUGGACGUGCGCCUUAUGCCGAGGACACGCACGGGCAACCCCUGAAGCUCGCACGGCCGUGCACCCUGGCUGUGCGAGAGGGCUGAAGUUCGACUAAAUGACACGCUGCGUUUUGAGUUGCACGGCCAGAAUGGUGAUAUGCACGGCCGUGCACCCUGGCCGUGCGAGUCGGGAUUUCCUGGUUUUAAGCCAAAUUCCGAACCAAAGAGGAGGGAGAGCUGGGUUUUGGAUCCCAAACACCCAAGGGACGAACCCUAGAGAGAGAGGGCGAUUUGAGGGCAUUCUUGGAGUAGAGAAGGAGGAUUUCUUCGCCUUGGAAGCUCGAGGAACAAGCCCGGACUUGAAGACUGAUCAUCUGAAGAUUCUUACUGCAGUCUCUCUCUUCUCUAUGGAGUAACUUCCCUUCACUUAGGUUUUGAGGAACCCUAGCUAUGUUUGUUUGAUUGGAUGAUUGUAUGAGUACUCUGACUGGAUAAUCUUGAGUUCAUAUUCAAUCUAUGCAUGUUUUCAUGAUUCAAUUCUGCUUUAGUCGAGAUUAUUGAUUCUGCUUUGAUUCUAUGAGAGGGAAUACCUGAUUAGGUCAAUAGAGCACCAUAGAUUGAUAGUAGUGGAUCGAUUGCUUUAGUCGAGGGUUGAUUCACUGCUUUGUAUCGAUUGAGAACCCCUUUCGAUAGAGGGAGUCUAGUUCAGAACGCCUUGAUCAGUUGUUCUAGAGAAGGAUACGUCCCUCUAGGCAAUUGACUCAAGAGGGCCUUGUUCCUUUAGUCGAGACUCAAGGUCUAGUCAAGGAUUCUCCGCAUUGUGAAUGAAAGUGAAACAGGUUAGAGAUCAUCAAUCGUUAAUCUGGCUAGUGGCUAGGGGGAAUCAUACCUAAGUGAGUUCCCAACCUGUAAUUAGAUUAACUUUAACUGUAGUUUGCUAGAGUAGUUUUAGUUCUUUCAUCUUAAUUUGGUUUGCUAAAUAAUAAACUGAAGCUGAGUAAUAGUAACUCUAGAGACCCGUGGAUUCGAUAUUUAUCACUUGAGCCACUAUACUGCAGUCCCUUUCAUUGGUUACACUUGGCCUUUGUUAGGUGUUGUGUUUUAGCGAGUCACUCGGGUAUCACUAAAGUUUGAGAAUUGGGCAGACAUACUACUUAGAUUUGAAUAGGAUGUCGGGUACCACUGAAUUCUAUUAUAUGAGCACCCGGUACCACGUAAGUUUUCUGCUAUGUGCAUUGCGUUAAAGUUGACUGAAUAUUCUUGGAAUAUUUCGUUUUCUAAAUUUCACAAUAGGUCCUUCUACUUUUCUUAUUGUAAAAAAACCAUUGGGACUUAUGGAAAACAUAAUUUUUUAUUGUUUAAUUGAAAUCCUCUUUUGAAUACUUGAUAUCAAAUUAAUUUUUUAAUAGAAAGUUUAGAAUCAAUUAUCAUUAUAAGUAUUUUCAAUUAUCAUUAUGUGUUCUUAAAUAAUUUUCUGAAGCAAAUAUAUCUUAUGAAUUCUA